UUGAAGGUACUUACUAUAACGUUUUAUGGUAAAGGUGUCGAACUGGGAGCUUGCGAGUUCUUUAGGAUCUUUCUCCUCACAUUAUAGUAGAGUUACCUUCUCUAUACUUACUUUCAUCUGUUAGUAUUGAACAUGAACGCUGUUUCCGACUUAUUAAUGUGAGGAGAGUAUGUUAGACACUUUUGGUCUACCUAUUAAUUCGUAUAGAGGAGAUUCUACUACAAUUUCUUUUCAAACAAAAGUUAAUUAUUGCAUAUUUUAAAUUAAAUAAUAUGAAGAAAAUGUACAUCCGCUAAAAACGUGUACCCUCGUACUACAUAAUUUUUAUAUGCCUAUUUUUAUUUUUAUGUUAUAUUUGUAUAUGUUAAUAUAAAUUACUUUAUUUAUCAAAGACAUGCUUGUAAUUAAAGUUAACAUAUAAUAAUAUGAAUAUCACUCUAAAGGAACACGAGAUGUCUCUUAACUUAUGAGACAUUUUAGAUUAUUUUUACCGCAUUAUAAAAUUCGUGUUUUAUGUAAAAAUAUCGAGCAAAAUAUGACAAUAUGCAAUUACGACAACCUCUUCAGCUGACAUUGGCAAUCAUUAAACCUUACGUUGUUAAGUCUCCCUUUGUACUCCAGAAAAUUCGAAAUUUAAUAAUUGACAAUAAUUUUAAAAUUGUCAGAUCACGCAGGACAAUAAUUACACCAAAAGAGGCUGAAUUGUUUUAUGAAGAGCAUAAGAAAAAAUUCUUUUAUAAUCGACUUUUGACAUUUAUGUGUAGUGGUCCAUCUGAUAUUCAUAUCUUAGCUGCUUAUGAUGCCAUUGCCAAAUGGAGAAAAUUAAUGGGUCCUACAAAAGUUUAUCGUGCACAAUAUAGUGAUCCUAAUACAAUUCGAGGAAUGUUUGGUCUAUCAGAUACAAGAAAUGCUACACAUGGAUCGGAUUCUGAACAAUCUGCAAAAAGGGAAAUAACAAUAUUUUUCAAUGAUUUUAGUUUUCAAAAAUGGUAUCAAAGUGAAGAAAGAUAUUAUAAUUUAGGUCAACUUCAUUUUGAUCCAAUAGCUUUUGUACAUACUAUUGAUACAAGUUUCAUGCAAAAGCAUGAAAAAGAAAUUACAGAUUGAAAAUUGUCAAUUUUGUAGUAAAUCUUUAUGAUCACUAGAACAUUAUUAUAGUUAUUGUAUUACAAGUUCAAAUUUUAUUUAUAUCCAUUAUUGCCUCUUUCAUUGUCCAGUAAUGUUCUUGUAUUAAAAUAAAUGUUAAUGGAAGAGGUAAAAAACUUUAAAAUAAAAAAAGUGAAUUAUGUGUUUAGA
Molecule: messenger RNA, 1296 nt
Organism: Nomia melanderi (Alkali bee)
Lineage: Eukaryota; Metazoa; Arthropoda; Insecta; Hymenoptera; Halictidae
Product: nucleoside diphosphate kinase 6
Biological process (GO): GTP biosynthetic process; CTP biosynthetic process; UTP biosynthetic process
Molecular function (GO): nucleoside diphosphate kinase activity
Source: RefSeq, a predicted model, not a curated record